This is a messenger RNA of Fusarium venenatum, 744 nucleotides long. RefSeq lists its product as uncharacterized. Lineage: Eukaryota; Fungi; Ascomycota; Sordariomycetes; Hypocreales; Nectriaceae. The record is from RefSeq and is a predicted model, not a curated record.
AUGUCUGAUCCAUCACCCUGCGCAGUCCUGACACUGCCAGUCGAAAUUCCCCACAUCACAUCCACAAGCGAAGUGUUAGACCUUGAUUACUUCGGCCCAGUUGAUGAUUCAAUUAGCAUCGAGGGCUCUAAAUUCGUUGCUCGUCUUACUGAUGGGGUAGAGAACGAAGUUGCACGCAUCAUCAAGGAAUUUAUAGUCACCACGCAAAACGACUGUGUAGGUAACGCAAAAGAGAAGAGAGCAUGCUGGUUUACGAUCCGCUCCACGAAGCCCACUGACGAAUUCAAUAUCCCAAGAUGGCACCAGGACGGCCCGAUGUACCCGUACGACAAGGGACGUGAAGAGGUUGUACGAAGCAAGUAUGCGCUAACUUUACUCGGGCCUCCUACACUCAUGCUUGUGCCAGAUGAGGACGCAUUCGCUACUGAACGGCAAGGGAUAGCGCAGCACUUUUGGUGGCAGGAGAAGGAUACCCAUCGGCCCUCCGCAGAAGAGUGGGAUGAAGCAGAUUUGAAGUUGCGAAAGUGGCUCGAAAACGAAUUCAAAGAGACUCCCAGAGUUCAGAUUGAACAUGGCCAAAUCGUUCGAUUCAGCUGGGGAAGAGACAACAGUCCACUCCAUUCAGAGCCAGAUAUUAUUUGCGACAGGAUCUUUAUAAGUGUUCUCUAUGGCAGUGAAUCAGAAUUGCGAAGGAUGUGUGAUUGGAGAGAGGGCAAGUACGGGAAGUUUGAGGCCGAUAUCUAA